CCCGCGCCCUCCAGAGAGCUUAGGGGCAGGGGCUCCCUGUGCCUCCAGCUCCGCAUGGGGAACAUCAUCAGGGCCCUCGUGGCCUUCAUCCCUGCUGACCGCUGCCAGAACUACGUGGUCAGAGACCUCCGGGAGAUGCCCCUCGACAAGACUGUGGAUGUGAGCGGGAGCCAGCUGCGCCGCCUCCCCGUGCACGUGUGCGCCUUCACGGAGCUGGUCAAGCUCUACCUGAGUGACAACCAUCUCAACAGCCUGCCUGCAGAGCUGGGGCAGCUGCAGAACCUGCAGAUCCUGGCCUUGGAUUUCAACAACUUCAAGGCUCUGCCCCAGGUGGUGUGUACCUUGAAGCAGCUCUGUAUCCUCUACCUGGGCAACAACAAGCUCUGUGACCUCCCCAGUGAGCUGAGCCGGCUCCAGAACCUGCGGACCUUGUGGAUCGAGGCCAACUGCCUCACGCAGCUGCCGGAAGUGGUGUGCGAAUUGAGUCUCCUGAGGACUCUGCACGCGGGCUCCAACGCCCUGCGACUGCUGCCGGGCCGGCUCCGGCGCCUCCGCGAGCUGCGGACCAUCUGGCUGUCGGGCAACCUGCUCACUGACUUCCCACCUGUGCUGCUUCACAUGCCCUUCCUGGAGGUCAUUGAUGUGGACCGGAACCGCAUCCGAUACUUCCCCAGCCUGGCCCACUUGUCCAGCCUGAAGGUGGUCAUCUACGAUCACAACCCGUGCAGGAACGCACCCAAAGUGGCCAAAGGUGUGCGACGCGUGGGAAGAUGGGCCGAGGAGACGCCAGAGCCCGACCCCAGAAAAGCCAGGCGCUACGCACUGGCCCUGGAGGAAAAUCCGGAGCCACAGGCCCCCGCUCCGCCUCCUCCACUUCCUCCUUCCAGUGCCUGAAGAGCGGUGGCUGCAGGUCAGUCCAAGGACCCCACUCCAGCGUGCUCUGAGGACCUCUCCAUUAGAGGGGAAGGCAUUUUUCUGGGUCACUGGCCGGCCUGCUGGAGAGCCAGGUGAAAUGCCACAGAGCAACGCUGCGGAAGCCUUCUUGUCCAACAGUGUGUCUUUCAAAGGGAAGUUGUGCCCUGUUGGUGGCUGGGCUAUUCAGGGUGAUGUUAACUACUUCACAGGAAAAACGGCUUCUCCAAGCAGGUGUCUUGAACCCUGAAGAGUGAGAAGGGUUAGGACACUGACCUCCAUUCUGCAGCAAAGGUUGGUCAUGAAGGUUGUGAAACGGCUGAAAUAAGGCACUUAUUAAAGAACCUGCUAGACGUUCCGGUGGCUUGCCCUGGCCCUUCGCAGGAUGUGUUUUCUUUACGGUGAAUGGUAUCUAUGCAUUGUUACCAAUGCGGGCCACUGCCAGUAGGACAUUUCUACCUAGGUUGUCACAUUCACGGGAGGUGGGGGGCACCUGUUUGUUGUGCCUGGGCUCAAGAUGAAACAUUUUCCCAAGUUUAACACUCUGAAGACUCCUGCCAGAGAAUGCCUCUUGGGGUCCAGCUGCCAAUGGUUCACACUGAUGUCACUCGUUUUUUUCCUUGAAAGCCUGGGGCAAGGUCUGCUCCCCAAUGUGUAUUGUCACUGAGGACCUUAGGGGUCAUCUGAAAGGUAGUCUCACUUGUGUGCAGUCCCGCUGUUCCCAGCCAAGCCCCUUCCGCCCCAAUAGAGACCUCCUAGUUCCCUGUCCUUGCAGGAAUGCCACACCCCUGGAACUACACAAAGCAAAAGGAGUAGGUGAGAAGUUGUUCCUCUGAAGCUUAAACUGCAGGCUGGAGGUUAUGCUAAACAUCUCCUCUGCCCUUUUCACCUCAGCGUUCCUGCUUCUGUUUCCACUUGUUUUCAUUUUUAAAGACAGGCUCUCUUGCCAGUGCAUAAACCUAGUUACUUUGGUCUUUAUUUUUUUGGAAGCAUAUAAACCUUCUCAUGAAAACUUUAACUUGAAAGAUACUGCUGUCAGU
Molecule: messenger RNA, 1952 nt
Organism: Octodon degus (degu)
Lineage: Eukaryota; Metazoa; Chordata; Mammalia; Rodentia; Octodontidae
Gene: Lrrc10
Product: leucine rich repeat containing 10
Exons: 1
Coding region: 55-894 (279 amino acids)
Molecular function (GO): protein binding
Source: RefSeq, a predicted model, not a curated record